AAUUAGCGCGCGCAUCGCGUAGAGGCGGAAGCGGUGAGAGUAGAUUAAAGUCACAACCCCAUCAUGUCUAAGAGAAAGGAGUUUCUGGAGUCUGUCCAUCCGGACCGAGUGCAGGAUUUCCUGCACUUUAUUAAACUACACAAAGAUGCGUCGGAGCCGUUCGAUGUGUGUGAGGUAAUUCAGGAGCUGCAGGUGAAGCAGCGUGUGGAGCUGUGGGGCAGGACGGCGGGGUUACUGACACACACACUGCAGUCCUACCCCUCAGAGCGCUGGAUCAGCCGACUGGACCACGAGUCAGACGCAGACGACAUGGAGGUGGAGCCGAGCGCAGAGCUGAAACACACCAUGGCGGUGCUGGAUGCUGUGACACUGGUGUGUACAGUGUGUGUAGAGGUGAUCCAGAGUGGAGACGUGUACACCGAGCUCCUGAACUGCGCUCUCAUGCUCAACAGUGUGGAGAGCCUCCUGCCCGUGUCGGAGGUGCCGCUCCAGAAGGCCAUGCAUUGGCUGUUUGAGUGCUGGUGGAGGCGGGGCUUAGAGGGGAGGGAGGAACUCGGCUGGACCGCCUUCGUCUCGUGUCUGGAGAACACGGUCACGCUCAAGAAAACGAUGAGUGAGCUGAACCGUCUGCACUCCCUGCGUGAGGUUCUGCUCAGUGUGGAGUUUGACUCAGAGCGGGGUCAGUACAUCACCGACCUCCUGCUGCAGUGCUUCAUCAGCACCAACCACAUCAAACGAGAGGAGGGGAAGCGUUUCCUGGCGUUCCUGUUCGGGUGGGACGUGGGGUUUAUCAGGAUGAUCCACGACACCAUCAAGAACCAGCUGCAGUUUCUGUCCAAAGCCUUGACGGAGGACGUGGCGGACAUCUAUUUCCGGGCGUGGCGGAAGGCGAGUCCCCCGUUCCUGCAGGAGAUCGAGUCCACCUGUAUACAGGACCUGAUGCAGCACGCCGUCCUCCUGCACCGGACAUCACCUGUACUGUCCCGUGUCCGCCAGAUCCUGGCGUAUGUCCAUAAACAGAAGUUCCGUCAGGGUGUGGACGAGAUGCUGCACCGUCUCUACCUGCCCGUCCUCUGGAAGGCCCUGAAGGCAGUGAACGCGGAGGUGCGAGCGAACGCCACCCUGCUGUUCACUGAGGCGUUCCCCGUACACGACCCCAGCAUGAGCAGCGACCGCGUGGACGAGAUGGUGCAGAGACAACUCGACACGCUCUUCUCCCUGCUGGAGGACGUGAGCCCGUUGGUGCGGUGUGCGGCAGUGUUAGGAGCGUGCUCAGUGGUGUCUCGCUGCUGGGAGCUCCUCCCCUCCUCCAUCAUCACAGACCUGCUGAAGAAACUCCUGGACCUCGCCUCGGACACGUCCAGUCCUGACUGUCGCUGCGCUGUCUUCAUGUGCAUGUCGAUGAUCCUGGAUAACAAUAUGAGUCACCCUCUGAUGGAGAAGCUUCUCCCGGCGCUGAAGCUGAGUCUCCACGACACCUCUGAGAAAGUGCGCGUGGCCUUCGUCGACCUGCUGCUCAAGAUCAAAGCCGUCCGUGCAGCCAAGUUCUGGAAGGUGUGUUCGAUGGAGCACCUGCUGGUGCGUCUGGAGCUGGACUCGGCGUGUGUGUCGAAGCGGAUCGUCAGCCUCCUGUUCAGCUCCUUCUUCCCCCUGACUCAGCCCGAGGCCGUCUGGUGCGAGCGCUGCGUCUCCAUCAUACAGAUGAACCCCGGCGCCGCCCGCAAGUUCUACCGCUACGCCUACAUGUACACCGCGCCCACCAACAUCGUGAAACUGAUGCUGAUGAUCCGGAAGUGUUUAAACGCCUGCAUCCAGAAGACGGGAGAAAACCCAGACGAGUCCGUCUGCAGCAACAAGGAGAACAACUCGGUGCUGGAGGACGUGCUGACGGUGAAGGACACGGCGGUCAUGGCCAGUCUCCUGGAGCUGGUGGUGAUCCUGUGGAGGAGCGUCCAAAAAUCACUGCAGUCCAACCAGGAGGCCCUGCACUACACCACCGCCAAGUUCGCCUCCGUCCUCCCCGAGUACCUCCGCGUCUUCCAGGACGAGCGAUGUACAGCCGCACUCAUCCGCUUGGCGUCUUUGCUUCCUGCGUCUGCUGUUCCAGUUCUCCGGAGUAAAGUCUCGGCUCAGUUGCGGAGGUUGAACAGCGGCUCUCCCGUGUCGGUGUACAGUCAGCUGAUCGAGUGUGUGUGUUCCUGGGGUCAGGUGACCCAGGUGUUGGACCUGGCAGUGCAGUGGCUCACCGAGGCCACGCCCCUCAACACGGCGGGUGCGAGUGUGAGUUCCUUACGGCGGGUGCAGUUUGACGAGCCGGAGGCGGAGUCUAAGCCUGAUUUGGGGCUGGACUAUGUGGAGUACCUGCUGUCACGGCCUCACACUCGGGACAGCGUGUUGGGUCUGAGUGUGGAGCAGAUCACACCUCUGAUCACCGCACUCGCUGCCUGGAAGGCGGUGCUGUACUCCUCCCUGAGUGAAGGCGACGUCACCCAGUCGGUCACAGAGACGGCGCUCAGAGCGUUCAGCGUACACACACGUCUUACUCUGCACCUCCAACACAGACACCCGGAGGGGCGGAGCUUCCUGACCGCGCUGGAGGAGUGCAUGACCUGGGUGGAGAAGAGGGCGCUGCCGUUCCUGGUUGCCCCUGGCGACAGUGUGUCUGAGGAGCAGCAGGGUCUGAGCAGGAGGGUCGUGGAGAUGUGUCUUCGCGCGUGUAGGGACGCGGUGCAGGUGGCUUUAGGGGACAGCGACUUUAGCGACCACGUGCUGCAGCUCUGCUCCUACGUGUUGUUGUCGGAGAGAGGCUACGAGUGUGUCCCGGUCCUGCUGUCCCUGCUGGCCGAGGUGGCUCAGGACUGCGUUUCCCAUCAUGCCGAGGGACAGGAGGAGCAGGUCUCCGUCACCCUGCGCAUCGUCGCCAACAUUUUCCAGAAGAUCCUGGAGGUCGUGGCACACCGUCUGCGCAAAGACACCAAGGAGGGACAGGAGCUGUGCUGCUCCUCCGGAGACGGCCUGCACAACUUCCUGCUGGUGACUCAGUUGGUGUCUGAGAGGUCAGAGUUCAUGACCGGGAUCUUCUCCUCUCUGUGCGCCGCCAUCAUCAUCGACAUCAGCAGAACUCUGCAGAAGAUUUCUAAUCCUGAGGAGUCGUCGACUCCGGAGACGGUAACAGAUCUGCCCCCUCUCUCGAGCACCAUCGUGUCCGCCGUCCUUAAAUCACCCGCGGUGACCAGGUGCUUCCUGUCUGAGAUGAGCUCGACGGUCGACUCGGAGGCCAUCGACAGCAUCGGCGGACUCGCGGCCGUCACACACGUCCUGUCCGUCAUCAAGAGGACGACGGAAAAGUUCAGCGCUGAUCUGAAGGGAAUCAGUGUGUCGGUGCACCGACAGAUCCUGCAGCGCUACGGGGUCAUGGAGGACGAGUCCAUACACAGGUUCAUCUACAAUAACGCAGUGGAGUCACUGAACGAGCUCCUGAUGCCCUGA
Messenger RNA from Clarias gariepinus (North African catfish), 3489 nucleotides. RefSeq names its product non-SMC condensin II complex, subunit G2 (gene ncapg2). Gene Ontology annotation, biological process: mitotic sister chromatid segregation. The transcript is spliced from 27 exons. Lineage: Eukaryota; Metazoa; Chordata; Actinopteri; Siluriformes; Clariidae. The coding region runs from base 64 to 3489 and encodes 1141 amino acids. The record is from RefSeq and is a predicted model, not a curated record. Gene Ontology annotation, cellular component: nucleus; condensin complex.